GUGGCCAGGCACCGUAGCCGCCGACGCCAUUUUGUCCGCCUCAGCGGGCGGGAAGAUGAGGCGGCGAAGCGCGCUCCGUCGCCUGAGGGGAAGCCAGGCCCGUUGACGCCCCUCCAGCCUCCCCCGGCAGGCCUCGCGAGGCGGGAUGGAGUCCACCGGUCCUCGGGCCCCGGUUGGAGUCGUCUCGGGCCCGCCCGCGGGGCAACCCCGGGAGUACAAACUGGUCAUGUUGGGCGCCGGCGGGGUCGGGAAAAGCGCCAUGACCAUGCAGUUCAUCAGUCAUCGGUUUCCAGAAGACCACGAUCCCACGAUCGAGGAUGCUUACAAAAUGCGGAUUCGGAUUGACGAUGAACCUGCUAAUCUGGAUAUUUUGGACACUGCAGGCCAGGCCGAGUUCACUGCUAUGAGAGAUCAGUACAUGCGAGCCGGCGAGGGGUUUAUUAUCUGUUACUCCAUCACGGAUCGCCGAAGUUUUCAUGAAGUCCGGGAGUUUAAACAGCUCAUCUACCGUGUCCGGCGUACGGAUGAGACUCCCGUCGUUCUGGUCGGGAACAAGUCCGACCUAACUCAACUCAGGCAGGUCUCCAAGGACGAAGGCUCGGCCUUAUCCCAGGAGUUCGGCUGCCCCUUUUUUGAGACCUCCGCCGCCUUCCGCUACUACAUCGACGACGUCUUCCACACCCUCGUCCGCGAAAUCCGGCGGAAGGAGAAGGAAAUCGUCACAGCGCUGGAGAAGAAGUCCAAGCCGCGUCCGAGCGUUUGGAAAACCUUGAAAUCGCCCUUCUGCAAGAAGAAAAAUUCCAUAACCUGAAACCCCCUCCCUUCCCCUCCCCCGCCCCCAAAGAAGUCCUCCCUUAACCAGAGGGAGGAAUCAGCUCUGCAGAGGGAGCCCUCCAGAUUUGAACUCUCUUUCUGCUGAGCGUAUAAACGGAAGUCCUGAUUGGUGCAAAAAAACCAACGACCCCCAUAUGGUCGUCCUUCCGCAAAAUAAUUUUUUCCUUCGGCAUUGAGCGACACGCGGCUUCUCUGCUUGCAAUUCCCGCCUACCCAACCCGAGCGGAGUUCGCCAAGAAAUCAAUGGACCUGGAAACGAGCCAAACCACUUUGCAAACAAGCCGUCCUCACUGCGUCUCGUGAGGGCGGGGAGCCGACCUUGUUGGGGUGCCGUGGCUAAUUUUGGCCCGGGUUGGCGUUCAGCCACGAUUGGGGAGGAAUCUUGGCCUUUGACGGAGUGGGAGGGUGACACCGUUUAGAAGCAGUCCAAAUUCUUUAGCCUGGGGCAAGGUGGAGGGGGCCGACGGGACACGCCGCAAAACCAGGUUUUUAAAUUUUCACUCGGGGUACAGGAUGCCAACGGGCCUGUGAGGAGCAAUUGCACAGACUCCUUAACUCUUUUGGAAACUCUGCUGUAGCAUCUGUUUCUCGUGCCGCCUCUUUCGCGAAAGAGGGCCGCUCCCCUCUUUCCCACACCCCCUGUGUGGCAUCUGCAAAAGUGGGGCUGGGGAUUCCACGGCAAAGUAGUUUACGCCCCUUUUAACAGAAGAACGGAAGGGACCUCAGAGGUCUUUUAGUCCAACCCCCUGCUUAAGCAGGAAACUGGGAAUUGAAGCUGCAAGGCCCCACAGCCAUCCUGUGGGGAGGGGGGGAGUUGCUUAUUCAUCUUUAUAUUGCUUGCGUAAAGGUGAUUUAAGGUAGAUGUUCCAGAAUGUUCCGGAAGAAUGUUCAGAAAUAGAUCGGUGCGGUGGCCGAGAGGUGGAGCUCUCACCUCAGAAUGAGGAGUUGGAUAGGAGUUGGAUCCUAGGUAGAAGCAGAUAUUUCUCUGUUCUCACUGAGAAUAUUAUCUGCUGAAGAAAACUGCGCUCUGGUGACACGAAAGGCAUCCGGCCAGUAAAAAACUCAGCUUCAUUCAGUUGCCCAGACUCCCCUCCACAAGGGAUGAUGGGGUCAUUAGAAGAAGACGAGGGUGUUCAGAAAUCAUAUUCACGGAUCCAAAAUUGAAUGAAAACCAUAAAAACGUCCACAGGAUUGGGAGCGAUUUAUGUCGGAGUCCGUCACUUUGACGAGAGCAAGGAGGGGGGGGGAGAGAGAGCGGUCGAUCAGGGUCGUGCUCUGAGAAACGGUAGGAAGGGAUGCCGAGAGGCAAUAAGGGGAACGUGGUUAAUUGGAGGUGUAAAGUUGUAGCAUGGCAUAGAGCAAGUGGUCAAUUGGAUUUGGGAGACGAGUUUGUAAAACCUCAGUUAGGGGAGAGAGUGGUAAGGUGUUCACUUCACCUGCGCGAAGACCAGGAUCAAAUUUGUAGCCUAAGUCACAAGGCGUGUGUGUUGGCUAGCAGAGUCUUGAGAUUUUGGCCGUGCUGAGCCAAUGGGGCCCAUCUGCUUUUAUUACUUAAGAGUUUGGGUCAGUUUUUUGGGGGUGCCUUGUGGAAGGACCCCAAAAUCGAAGCCAACAUGAACGAAUUAUGGAGGUUAUGAUAGAGAGGCUCGCAGGUUUUGAGUAAGGUCCUUUGUUGAAGGUAAGAGAAGUGUAUAUCUCCGAGGUCUGAGUCCUUCCUGUUUUAGUAGCCACGACACAUUCCUGCGGCCAUUUUUACAAAGUGUUUGUAAUUGUGUGCGGUUUGCGAUCAGGGGGGGUCAGGAAAUAAGGACAGCCCUUUGCCAAGUUUCCUAAGAAUGAGAGAAAACAAUGGAAACUUUUUUUUUUUAACUUUCCGUCGAGUUUGAAGAAGGCUUAGAUAUUUCUUUCUAGGUGAAUUUUUGACGGCGUUGGAUUUUCAGAUGUUAACCAAUUAUAGUGUUUGAUAUGCGUGUGUAUUUAUAGACUCCGAGAAACUUCGUAGUUGGGAAGGGGGGGAAGGAAUGCCACAUUCCAUUUAGCAACAGUUAUUUUUGAAUGUAUUUUAUUGACCGUAGCAUUAUACGGUGUAUUUAAAAUUAGUAAAUUAAUGUUAUGAAACAAUGCUGGAUACUUUCCAUAGCUAUUAAUUUAGGAGCAGGAUAAAUCUAAUUUUAAUUUUUAUGUUAUCACAUAACUCUAUAAUGUGGUAGAUAUAUGUCAGGUUGUUUUUUAUUUUAUUUUUAUAAAAGAGACUAGAAUAGUUCAGGGUAAAAUAAGAUUGCUAACAUUUGUGGCCGAAGGAGUCACAAUUUCAGUUCUGUUUUGUUUUGACUUUUAAAUGUUCUCAUUCCAGACAAAAAAAUAAAUAAAUAUGACUUGAAGCAAGAAUGAAUUGUAGCGGAUUCAAAGCCUGCUGUUUUAAGCCAAAUUUUUUAAAAAAGCAGCUUUCUUAAUUUGUGCCUUAGCAGAAUUCAGUAUUUGGUGGUGCUAAUGGUGAAAUCUUUUUUUUUUUUUCCUAGCAUGAUUACAUCUGAAUAUUAAGCACUUUUCUUUGGACACAAUUCCUAUCUUUUAUGGUUCACAUAUAUAUUGCACUUGAUACAAUAAAUAUUUUUUUAAGCCUUAA
This is a messenger RNA of Thamnophis elegans (Western terrestrial garter snake), 3460 nucleotides long. It is a transcript of the gene RIT1, whose product is annotated as Ras like without CAAX 1. Bases 146 to 811 code for a protein of 221 amino acids. The transcript is spliced from 5 exons. The record is from RefSeq and is a predicted model, not a curated record. NCBI's taxonomy places the organism in Eukaryota, Metazoa, Chordata, Lepidosauria, Squamata, Natricidae. Gene Ontology annotation, biological process: Ras protein signal transduction. Gene Ontology annotation, cellular component: plasma membrane. Gene Ontology annotation, molecular function: GTP binding; GTPase activity; calmodulin binding.